GACAUCUUACACUUGAUUUCCUCGCUUGGCAAGUUGUCGUUGUAUGAAGUAUUAUGUUCUUUCAAGCUUUCUAGAGUACUCUAGCAACAUUAUUCGAGUUUUAUCAUCAAGGAGUAAGUGACAGACUUAUUUUGUGUUGGAUCAGUGAAUACACAGGUUAUUUGUGUGUGUGUGUGUGGAGACUUGUUGGGGUUUGUCAACGUCAGACAUGAUUUUGAAAUCUUCCAUGACUAGCUAGGCCCUUGUAGUUUUGAGGAUGUGGGCAGGUGGACAUCAACAGGCAUCUGCAAAUGCCCAGCAAUGGUGGCAAAUGUCUUACAACUACCAGUAUCAAACUCAAUCUGCAGAUGCUAGCCAAGACUGGGCAGCUAAAGCAGCUUUGUGGGCUCAACAACGAAUGGCACAGGAACAGAUGGCACAAUACUACCAGCAUCAGCAGCCAACACAACAGGGAAGCCAAGCUCAGAUGCAUCAGCAGCCUGGGUAUGGUGGUUACCAAGUAGGACAGCAACCACAAAUAGUGGUCGACAAUCAUCUGUAUCACCAAGAGUCUGAUGCCCCACCCCUCCCUCCAGAGGAAGCCCCAGACCCACCACCACCAGGGUGGUCAGAUACAGCCAAUGUUGAAAGUCAACCUAUUGUUGAUAAUAUUGAAACAGUAGCUAUGGAUGAUGAGACUGUGGAGACCAAUGUAACGGAGGUUGAAGAAAACAACAAACCUCAUUUUGAUUAUAAAGAAGAGCGCAAGCCAGUCAUUACUCAAGAUUACAAUCACCAACCUGUGCCUUCUGUGCUUCCUGGAAUACAAACCUUUGAUCAUAAUCAUGGGUUUGAUAGACCCCCUGCUCAGCAGUACAGCCAUGCAGCAGUCCAACCCAUUGACUAUGGGCAUGGACAGAGUCUUGAUUAUGGCCAUCAAGCCCCUCUCCUUCCAGGGGCACAGGUUUAUGAUUACCAACCUCAGUUUGAUAGUCAUUAUUAUCAUCAGCAGUCUUAUGAAAUGGAACGACAUCAUCCCAGGUUUGCACAUGAACAUGCCAAACCUAAAAGCCAUCCUUCAGUUGAUUCUCUACCUGAUAUAAGUGCUGGAUUAUCUGAUGUGAAGAAAAAAGCUUUACCCUUGUGGAUAAGGGAAGGCCUUGAAAAGUUGGAAAAGAAAAAACAGAAGCAGGAACAAGAAGAUGAAAGUGACCCAAAGAAGUCAACUGUGAAUUUGUCUGCUUCUGGGCCAUCCACCAUUGCUGGUUAUGAUCAUGGCAAUGUCCAUUCUCCUGUACGAUCUCCAAAGAGCAAUGAUUCUGAUGAGGAGAGUGGCAAGGAAAAGGCCAGCCAGCACUCCUCAACGGAGGAAAGUGAUCCUGAUAGCUACAGUAAACACUUGGCUGCUAAAAGUCAGGAUUCCAAGCAAGGUCACUCAUCACAUAAGAAGGCCCAGUCAUCAGAGGAAGAAGAAGAGGAAGAGAAGACAGAAGAGGAUAAACAACAGGAACUGGUGGUGAACAUUCGUAAACUUCUAACGGAAGUUCUUUUAACGGUAACUAAUGAAGAGGUCAAAAAAAUUGCUCAGGAGACUUAUAAUGAUGCACUUAGAGGUCCAGCUCGACAGCUGCAACACUCAGGAGGCUUGGAUGCUUUGCGCGGAAAAGGAGGAUAUUUAGGACUUGGAGGUUACGGCUCAGACAGUGAAAGUGCAUCCAACGAUGACUCGGGCAAGGAAAAGCCAUAUGCUGAUGAAGAUGAAAGAAAACACCACAGUGCCGACGCUGAAGAUGGAAAGAUACGAAGAAGCCGAUCGCGAAGCCACCCCAGCAGAGAAACACAUCACAGACACGAGUCUGCCUUUGAAAGCGAAGAAGAAGCAGCUAAAAAGAAAGAAUAUCGCGAGCGUAGUAAAAAGGGAAGGCGACAUAGGAGUCCUCCGAGUUCAGACAGCGAAAGCGAGAGCUCUGUCUCGACUCACGAAAAGAGUCGUCGGAAAAAGCAUCGGCGGCGAGACAGGAGUGAUACUCCAUCUCCGGACCGCCAAAAAAGACAUCGUCGACGUCACGGGAAGAAAAGCCGCUCACGAAGCAGAUCGCCAAGGAAACACAGCAGCAGUAAAAAGAAAAGGAAAAGUGAGAGUGACUCGACCGAGAGCGAUACUGAAAGCAGAUAUUCUAUUAGUAAACAUAAGUCAUCUAGGCGUAGUAGGGAAUAUUCACAGAAGGACAAGAAGCAUCGUCGAAAACGAAGAUCUUCCAGUUCGUCGCCACCACCGCCGCCGCGUAAUGAAAAGGACGGUAAGAAGGACAGAAAACGGUGAUCGUGCUGUGCAUCAUUCAGGUGGAUUUUCUUUCCUGUUUUCAGUUUCUGUGAAUGAUUGUUUCAAGUAUCACUGUGUCUGUCUUUACUGUGUUCUGUUACCUUGCCUGGGUUUCAUAGAGGGAAGGCAUUUUUGGUUUGUGUGACUCACUUCAAUAUGUUUUGUUUGUUUAAAAUCUUUAUGGUGUUGAUUCGUUGUUCGCUCGUUGAAGAGGAAAUGCGUUUGCUUAUUAGUCCAACCAAGCCACAGUUAUUGAGUCUGUACUUGUGUAUAUUGUGGUUGGAAUAACUCCGAAAUUGCUCUACAUUUACAUAAACUUCUCCCUUCGUGGUCUGAAUAGCCUCUUUUAAGGCAUCUCUUAAUUGUGGCCCAAACAUUCUCAAACCAAUGGUAUGGUUAUUGUCAUGCGUUUCAUUGGUUGUCAUUUGUGCCACGAAUUCAAAAGCAAAGAAAUAUUCAAUCAGAGGAACGUAGAGAUCGUUGCGCACAAGUAUCCUGGUCAUGACAUCAUUUGGGGCUCACCCUUUCACUUCCCUGUAGCUGAAGAAACAGUGUUUGAGCUUGUGUAGUCCUGUCAGUCACGUGUCCGUUGGUUAAAGUGAAGUGUCCUGGUCAUGACAUCAUUUGGGGCUCACCCUUUCACUUCCCUGUAGCUGAAGAAACAGUGUUUGAGCUUGUGUAGUCCUGUCAGUCACGUGUCCGUUGGUUAAAGUGAAGUGUCCUGGUCAUGACAUCAUUUGGGGCUCACCCUUUCACUUCCCUGUAGCUGAAGAAACAGUGUUUGAGCUUGUGUAGUCCUGUCAGUCACGUGUCCGUUGGUUAAAGUGAAGUGUUGUGAAGUGUUGUGUUGCUUUUCUUUUUGUGUGCUCUUACCUGAUCAGGUUAUAUCGUAUGCUCUCUUGCAGGCAUAACACAAAAUGAAGCAUUACCAGAGCCGAUAAUUUUAGUUUCAGUUUAUUUUAUUGGGGAUGAGGACUUGAUUCCUCCCCACGGUGCGACUUGGAACGUCAAAUCGAAAUCGAAAACUUCAAAAUCAGCCAUGUUGCUGAUAAGACGGACAAUUGCGUAAACUGUACCUUUUAAAAGAUCAAAUUAAAAUAGAAUUUUUAUGAA
Messenger RNA from Stylophora pistillata, 3415 nucleotides. RefSeq lists its product as uncharacterized. NCBI's taxonomy places the organism in Eukaryota, Metazoa, Cnidaria, Anthozoa, Scleractinia, Pocilloporidae. The record is from RefSeq and is a predicted model, not a curated record.